AUGAUGAAGUCGAAAGUAGUACAAUUAAAAAAUAAGAACAUUAAAAAUAACAUUGUACGUUAUAAGAAGCCACCAUCUAAUUUUGGAGCUGUAGAAAAAAUUAGACUGAGCCUUGGUCAAGAACAAUGUGAAAAACGCAAGAAACGUCGAAUAAACGAAUUUGAGAAAAAUCGAAUCAUUGCCUCACCCUGUUCAGUGACAUCGCAAAAAGAUGAAAUUAGAACAAAGGUAGCAGAUUGGAAAGAGAAGCGGAUGAGAAAAGAGAAAGCAAAGAAAUCAAAUAAAAAGCCUCCGUUUAUAGUUGGAAUCGUUCGUCAUCAUAUUUAUUCUCCGAUAUCAACAAACUCAAUGACAUCUAGGAGAAAGAAGAAAUCAGUUACUCAAGAGCAUAAAAACUCCAAUGUUAUAAAGGGAAUUACAAAAGCUACGGAGAAGCGGAUACAAGCUAAAAUGGCAGCAAAAGCUGAAAUGAAACAAAAAUCGCCUACAACUCCGACCAGGACAAAGUCUUCUACGAAAUCGGAUAACGAAAUCGAAGUCACCAAAUCGUUUGCUCCUUCUGAUUAUAAAUUUAAUCCGCCCGCUGAAUUACCAAUAUUCAGAAUAUCUUUACUUGAAAAAACACUUACAGAAAGCAAUUCCUUAAAGAAAAAUAAUGCUUUUGCAUCUGAUAUUUCAAUGGAAGCAACUGACAAGAAAUUAGCUUCUCAUAAUUUUGGUUCUAUAGAAUCGAUCACGUUGAUGUUAUCACCAAUUAAAUCGGAAACUUCAGAUUUAUCGCAAAAAAUGCAAACAAUUUUGAGAUUGAACAACAAUGAUGAAAUUUCACCUUUAGGACUUUCUGCACAUAAGCUUCCAGGUUCGUCAGAACUAUUCGAUAUACAACUUGCAGUAAGAGCUGAUACAACAAACAAUUCUGAUGUGCCAGUAAAAGAAACGAAAUAUAACGUUACAUAUUUUAAACGUCUGUUGUAUGAAGAAGAAAAUAGGCUUCAAAAACUUUGCGAGAAAUGGACGGAAAUUCAAUCACAAACGGAUGAUAUUGCGAGAGAAAAGACGGUAACAUGCUGGUAACUUGUAUGGAUUUACAUGGAUUUUGGGACACGAUGAACCUACAAAUAAAGGAUUGCGAUUCGCGAUUUGCAAAAUUGGAGGAACUUCGUGCUAAAUGUUGGCAAAGGGAUCAGUCGCUUUUUGUAAAAUCUACUGGAAUUAAGAAAAAGACAGUUAGUAAA
Molecule: messenger RNA, 1235 nt
Organism: Mycetomoellerius zeteki
Lineage: Eukaryota; Metazoa; Arthropoda; Insecta; Hymenoptera; Formicidae
Exons: 4
Coding region: 1-1074 (357 amino acids)
Source: RefSeq, a predicted model, not a curated record